AUGCUUGCUUGCUCGCGCCGCCUCCUUGCCGCCGCGGCGCCACAACAGCCGCUGUUGUGGUUCGGCUGUCGCGGCGUAUGCGCGGUGCCCCAUCCGGCAAAGGCCAGCCGUGGCGGCGAGGACGCGUUUCUCGUGCACGCGUGUGGCAUUGGUGUCGCGGACGGUGUCGGUGGCUACGCGCAGCUCGGCGUCGACCCCGCCGUGUAUACGCGGAACGUCAUGCGUUUUACGAAGCAGGCGCUCGAGGAGGAUGGCAACCGCGGCGGCCUCACCGCGCUGCAGGCACUCAACCACGGCUACACGGCGGCGCAGCGGGAGGGGAAACCCGGCGGCUGUCCGGUGACGCUCGUGACGCUUGUCGACGGGCGUUUCGCGUCGGUGCUGAAUCUUGGUGACUGCGGCACAAUUUGCCUGCGCAGCUCCAAACUGGUCUUCGCCACCGAGGCGCAGCAGCAUCGCUUUAACUGCCCGUUCCAGCUUCCGGAGGACCCACCGUCCGCCGGCGACCGUACAAAGCUUGAGGUCAGCGAAGGUGACGUGUUUCUCUGCGCCAGCGACGGGCUGCUUGACAACAUCGACAUGCCGGAGAUUCUGCGCAACCUCGAGGAUGUUGACCGCGACGGCUGCCAGCGUGUUGCGGAGGUUCUGGCGGAGAAGGCAUGCAGGAAUGGUGCCGAUGCAAAGUUCGAGUCCCCCUUCGCGAAGCACGCCAAGGCUGCGGGUUACCGCUACACCGGCGGCAAGCAGGACGACGUGACGGUUGUCGUGGCGCAACUGACGCGAAUCGACAUUAAACCGAACCCCUGCCCCAGCCUUAUCACAGAACUGCUUAACUUGCACAAUGGCUGA
This is a messenger RNA of Trypanosoma grayi, 849 nucleotides long. Its product is annotated as protein phosphatase 2C. The record is from RefSeq and is a predicted model, not a curated record. Lineage: Eukaryota; Euglenozoa; Kinetoplastea; Trypanosomatida; Trypanosomatidae. The coding region runs from base 1 to 849 and encodes 282 amino acids. The transcript has a single exon.